UAGCAACCAGGUGCUGGGCCCAUGGCACUCUUAACAGCCCAAGGAGUGAAAGAAGUCUUCCAACUUCAGAAAGCAGAAGGGCGGGAGCACCUGCGACGACUGCUGAACUGGGAAGAGUUUGACGAACUGAGAGACUCCCGCAGAAGCAUCCUGCUGGACACCCUCUACGAGAGCAUCGUCUUCGCGGGGGGCAAAGGCUUUCCGUGGGUGGGCGUGGCUCAGGUAGCCAAGUUCACCGAGGAGCUGCUCCAGGAAACCAAAGGCUGCUCCAUCACUGAGGCUGUGACGAUCCUGGGGGGCAAGCUCAGAGAUUACCAGGGACAGUUCAACACUACCCACCUGCUGGCCCUCUGCAACUACAUCCACAACACCUUCAUCUGCCACUACAAACUCUACCAGUAUGUUCUAGUCCAGGACCGAGAAGUCAACUUGACAGUCACCCACCUGGAAGUGUGCUCGCCACCCCAGCCCCUCCCACUGGCCAAGGGCAUGGACAGGGAAGUCUGGAAGCACGAGCAGCAGGUGUCUGAGCUCUCGAUGGCGGAGGUGCAGAAGCGCACCAACGUGCUGCUCCUGAAGGAGGCGCUGCACCUGGAGCAGGAGCACAUGCUGCAGAAGACAUUCGAGGACGUGCCCUUGCAGCAGAGCCAUGUUCUGAAGACAGAGGAGUUAGAAAACCUGGUCAAAGAGGCCCUCCGCAUCCAGAUCGCAUGCCUGAAGGAGCUGCUGCAGUAUGAGAUUCAGAUCACUUUCGAUAUCUUGGACCUGAAGCUUCAGAAGAAGACUUUAAGCCUCAACCCUCCUAUCCCCUUCCCUCCCUUAGGCCCUGGCCAACCAGGCCAAGAUGAAUCCGUUAAGUCCCCCAAGGCAAACAAAGAAAUGAAAGCAAAAGCAAAGAAGUAA
This is a messenger RNA of Choloepus didactylus (southern two-toed sloth), 903 nucleotides long. It is a transcript of the gene C20H8orf74, whose product is annotated as chromosome 20 C8orf74 homolog. Lineage: Eukaryota; Metazoa; Chordata; Mammalia; Pilosa; Megalonychidae. The record is from RefSeq and is a predicted model, not a curated record. The coding region runs from base 22 to 903 and encodes 293 amino acids. The transcript has 4 exons.